Molecule: messenger RNA, 3738 nt
Organism: Petromyzon marinus (sea lamprey)
Lineage: Eukaryota; Metazoa; Chordata; Hyperoartia; Petromyzontiformes; Petromyzontidae
Product: transforming growth factor-beta-induced protein ig-h3-like
Biological process (GO): cell adhesion; extracellular matrix organization
Cellular component (GO): extracellular matrix
Molecular function (GO): cell adhesion molecule binding
Source: RefSeq, a predicted model, not a curated record
CUCCCAUAAAGCCGGGGUCCGACCCGGCCAGGUCCCAGUGCGGGGUCCCCAGGGAGGAUGAUGAUGAUGAUGAUGCUUGCCGUGUGCCUGCUGCUGCUGCUGGGCGAUGUCACCGUCGUCCCCUCGGAAGGAUCUGCCUUCGACAAACACCUGUACCACAGCCGUGUGCGCGGGAACAAGCAGGGACCCAACGUGUGCGCCGUGCAACAGAUCGAAGGCACCGGCAAGAAGUACUACUCCAGCUGCAAGCAGUGGUACGCGCGGAAGAUCUGCGGGCAGCCCACAGUGGUGACCUAUGACUGCUGCCCGGGAUACGUGAAGGUGGACGGCAUAAAUGGCUGCUCUGCAAUCACACCCAUGGAGAACGUCUACAAUACCAUGGAGUACGUGGAGGCCAUGUCCACACAGAGCUACUUCAACAUCUCUGGCCUGAGACCCAACGUGGAGGCCUCCGGGAUCCACACAGUCUUCACGCCCAGUGACGAGGCCUGGGAGGCUCUGUCUGAGGAUAUCAGAGAGGCUCUGGUGAGCAAUGUGAAUCUGGAGCUGAGGAAUGCCCUGAGCUACCACAUGGUUUCCCGGCGCCUGCUCACAAGCGACCUCCGAGACGGACUCGUCCUCACCUCCAACUACGAGAACCAACCGCUUUUCAUCAACCACCACAGCAAUGGGGUGGUGACAGUAAACUGUGCUCGAUUAAUUCGUCCAAACUUCCUGGCCACAAAUGGCGUGGUUCAUACGAUCGACAGAGUCAUCGUUCCUGUCUCAAACCGCAUCUCUGAGAUUGUGGAGUUUACCGCUGAACUGGAGUCACUGAAGGUCUUGAUGGAGAAGGCUGGGAUGAUGCCCCUCCUGUCAUCCGAGGGGCCCCUUACGCUCUUUGCUCCGACAAAUGAGGCCAUAGAGAGGGUUCCAAAGGAGACAAUGGAUCGCAUCAUGGGCGACCCCAAAACCCUCAAGAUGGUGCUCGAGGGCCACAUGAUGCGCUCUGUGAUCUGCUCCGAGUCGCUGCUGGGAGAGGACGUGGUGCUGCCCACGGCCGGGGGGGCGCCCGCACUCGUCGCAUCGUGCCAGGGCUCCUCGAUCCGCCUGCGCAGGGGCGGCGAGGUGACGCGGCGUGACAUCGUGACCACCAACGGCGUCGUGCACCUCAUCGACCACCUCGUGCUGCCCGACUCCGCCAGGGACGUGCUGGAGGUGGCGGAAGACAGUGGCGUCAAUACCUUCAUGGAUCUGCUCGAAGAGUCUGGGGCAAAGGCCCAACUCCAGCACGAGGAGAGCUACACCCUGCUCACAGUCAAGGACAGUGCCGUCACUGAGUCUUUCACUGCGGACAGGGGAGAGAAGCUGAAGCAAAAGAUGCUGGCGCAUGUGGUGCGCGGGCGCUACCUCUCCGACCGCCUCUUCAACGGCCAGCGGCUCGAGACGCUCGCCGGGGGGACCCUCAGAGUGUUCAUCUACCACCGGGCUCUGUGCAUCGAGAGCUCGUGUGUGGACACCAAGGACAGGACGGCGCGCAAUGGGGCUAUCUUCAUCCUCGACAAACCCCUGCCCCCCCCUCCCCGCAGCACCUUAAUGAACAUGCUGGAAGCAGACACUCGAUUCACGAUGCUGGUGUCGCUGCUGCGUACGGCGGGGUUUGCGGAGAAGCUGUCAAUGCCAGUAGACCUCACGAUCUUCGCUCCGACGAACGAGGCCUUCGGGACCCUCCCCGUCGCCGAGCUUGCUCGCCUCAGCCGGAACUCGAAGGAGCUACAGGAGUUGCUCUUGAGCCACGUCAGCUCGGGGAUCCUCGUGAGAGGGGGCCUCAUCCCCAUCGGGACCAACCUGGUGAUGGCGCUCAGCGGCGUGAACAUCGACGUCACGCAGAAAGGUGGAGUGAUGUCCAUUAACGAAAAGCAGACGGUGAUCGAGGCCGACAUUAUGGCCACAAACGGUGUCAUACACGUUAUUGACGGAGUGCUGGGCCAGAGACCGUCGCGCCGGCGCCAUGCCCUCGUGAACUUCGGCCCCGGUGCCCCCUCGGGCCUCGAGCUCUACCGUCGCCUUACCCACAAGCCCCUGCACUGGAAACGCCCAGGGCACGCUGUGUCCAGGAAGAGAUUGCGUGGCUUGGUGGCAAAGUCCUCACUUCGGAAACAAGCUGGCAAAGUGGAAACACACGGCCACGACUCGUUUGUGGGCAUGUGACAAUGGACAACGUGGCCUCUCGAGUCAAAGAAUUGUCACGAUUCAUUAUCUUUUUAACACAUUGUGCAAAUGUGGCACCCUCCAGUAGCUACAGGGGUCAUACGAAUCCAUUUAAUUGAUUCCCACAUGCACAAUUUGAUGCAUGUGCUGCGAGUGAAAAAAAUGUAUCUUAAUAAAUGAACCAGUGCAUCCUUAGGGUGUGAUUUGGACACUAGUGAAGGUAGUGCUGUGGUUAGUGAUUAUUCUAUGGUUAGCAUGACUGUAGUGAUGGAGGUAGUGUUGGUGUUACGGUUAGGGAUAUGGUUACUGUUUCGGGUCAGGUAUUCAUGUUUGGAAUAGGGUUCUUGUUAGUGAUAACAAUUGGGCUAAGGUUAAAGAGAUAGUUCAUUCUAGGGAGAGAGUGAGAGAUUCAUUUAAUUCUAUGGGGUUCAUGUUAGUGACAAUAUUUGUGCUGGGGUUAGAGAUAUGAUUCAUAUUCUUGGUUCUUUCGGUAAAGUCACGUGACUUUACCGAAAGAACCAAGAAUAUGAAUCCCUGCAGUCACGAAAGCUUUAAAUGAAGAUAUGAUUAGUGUUAGAGAUAGUGGGAGGGUUAAUGCUAGAGACAGGGUGUGUGGUACAGAUAGGGAUAAGAUUAUUGUUAGACAAAGUGUUAGAGUUAUGGAUUGUGGAAGGAAUAUGAAUAUCAUGAUACAGUGGUGGAAUCAGUGACUCUAAGCAGUGUUCGUGAUUGGAGUAGUCUUAUCGUGAAAUGAUUAGUGUUAGAGUUAGAGCUAGUGUUAGUGCCAGGGAAACGAUGAGUAUUCGUGUCAACAUUCAGGAUAGGGAAAGUUAUGGUUUAGGAUAGGGUUUGUGUUGGAGUUAGAAUUAAAGUUUGAGUUAUUGUAGAGCAAAUUCUCAAAAGACUAAUACGGCCAAUGUUAAUGUUAGUGGUAAGGAUAGGGUCGGCCCAAGUCAACUUAUAAAAUCACAAUAUUUGAUUUAAAAAAAUCCCUCAUUGGUAAUUGUUUCAGACAUAUUUUAUGCUUACGUGCAAUCAAGAAACAUAAAUAUCAGCUGUUUCCAUUAAAAAUACUGCAAAUAUAACCUUAAAUUUGACCUCGGUGUACAUCGUCCCAUUUAUUAUCUUAGCUCAGGUCCGCUCUGCAAAUAAGCCCUCCCUAUUUUCAUUGGGCUCUCAUAGCUUUUCACUUUUCAAGCAUAACAUUUAAAGUUAACAUUUCAAAAUAUAAAGGCUUUGGCAACUACAUAGUAAAUGUUUACUUGUGUGUAUCAUUUCUUUUUCUUUAUCACAUUUAAUCUCAACAAAAAACAUCAUUUUGUGCAUGUGUGUUUGUGUUGUGUGCGAGUCUGGACCCGUGUUGUGAUGUUUCGCGUGCUGCACCACAUUUCAAGCCACGCAAUGAGAUGACAUCGCAUGGUAAUGUGACAAAACAAUUGAACAAUUUAACUCGUUUUCUCAGUGUUAAAUCCCUAAUAGCGACACAACUCCAUACCACAAAUUGGUUCGUAUCGCAUAAUUGUGUUCUUUAUCGUGAUCCUGAGCUAC